This is a messenger RNA of Triticum dicoccoides, 1009 nucleotides long. RefSeq names its product leucine-rich repeat extensin-like protein 5. NCBI's taxonomy places the organism in Eukaryota, Viridiplantae, Streptophyta, Magnoliopsida, Poales, Poaceae. The transcript is spliced from 3 exons. Bases 26 to 718 code for a protein of 230 amino acids. Gene Ontology annotation, molecular function: lipid binding. The record is from RefSeq and is a predicted model, not a curated record. Gene Ontology annotation, biological process: lipid transport.
CCCGUCCCUUCCCCUCACGCACACGAUGGCGCUCUCCAAGCACACCGUCGCCGUGCUCUUUGCCCUUCUGGCCAUCGCAGCGACGCUGCAGCCGUCUGACGCGAGGCUCUGGUCCGCCGCCGCAAACCAAGAAGAAGCCAAAGCCACCACCACGGCCGAUGGAGGCUCCCCGUCUCUUCCCAGCCUGCCACUGCCUCAGAUCCCCGGUAUGCCCAGCCUACCACCAAUAUUCCGCUCCCUUUUCCCGCCAUUGCCCCAGAUCCCCGGCCUGCCUCCGCUCUUUGGUGCACCGCCAUCCCAAGGGUUGCCUCAGAUCCCCGGCAUGCCACACAUCCCACUCCCCACUCGAUCGCCACCACCGCCACCUUCGAAGGAGUGCCUGACGCCGUUGACGGCCAUGAUACCAUGCAUGGACUACCUCACCAACAUCACCGUGUUCUCGCCUCCGGGCGCAUGCUGCGAUGGCCUCAAGUCGGUCAUCAGCAGCGCGCCGAUCUGCCUGUGCCACGGCCUGAACAACAAUGGCGGCAUGAGCAAGCUGUUCCCCAAGCCCAUCGAUCCCAUCCGGAUGCUCAUCCUCCCGGCUAGGUGCGGCGCCAUGAUACCCUUCCAGACGAUCUUCUCGUGUGGCACCCAACCAUUGCCGCCGCUGACGCCUCCAGCUAUGUCUCCGGCGCCUCCUGCUGCUGCUUCUCCCGCGCCAUCACCAUCACCUUAAGAAUCACCCUAGCUAAAGUGGCAAAAGGAUGGAUGCAUGGAUCGAAUAUGGUUUCGUCAGGAUUAGAUUAUCUGGAUAUAUAGAGUCAAAUUAUCGUUCUAGUUGGUUUCGUUUAGGUACCAAGAAAAAUAUCGAUCAGCUAGGCUAGCGUUUAGGGGUUCAGAGCGUACUUCAUACGUAGUUCCCAGUGCUACUCAGUUACGUACAUUAUUAGUAGAGUUAUCAAUCAUGUAAUCGCUAUUGGGUAAUAUAUAAACUAGUAGAUGCAUAUUAUGUUAUUGCUGCCCAUAA